AAGACGGCGACGUCACGCUCCGCUCCAGCUGGUCGCGCUGCGCUGCCGGGCACUACUGUGCGCGUGCAGCGCGCGUCCUGCCCAUCCCCGCGAGCGCGACGGCGCAGGUGAGGCGAACGCGCGGCUCCGACGGCUGCUGCUCCUGCUCCUCUUCGCUCGGGGAUGCUGAGGGCGCGUUAAGCUAGGCACCGGGACCGCGCGCGGGCUCCACCUCCCUGGCUCAGGUGCGCGCCGCACGGCUGUGUUGACUAAACCAAGAGAAAGAGGAAAAAGGAUGGAGUUCAAGCAGCUCGUCGACACGGCGGAGAAGUGGUGCGCGAGCAACCCGUUCGACCUCAUAUUCGCCGAGGAGACGGACGAGCGGCGCCUGGACUUCUAUGCCGAACCAGGCCUCUCCUUCUACGUGCUCUGUCCCGACACCAUGAGCGGGGGGACGGACAAUUUUCACGUGUGGAGCGAGAGUGAGGACUGCCUGCCCUUCCUCCAGCUGGCCCAGGAUUACAUCUCUUCCUGUGGGAAGAAGACCCUCCUGGAGAUCCUGGACAAGGUGCUCACAUCCUUUAGGCCGCUGCUGGGCCUCCCAGACAUGGAGGAGGACACUUUUGAAGAGUACCAUGCCGAUGUAGAGGAGGAGGAGCCCGAGGCCGACCACCAGCAGAUGGGUGUCAGUCAGCAGUAACAUCUCCCAGCAGCACCUGGUGGAGCCAGAGAUUGCCUUGGGUCUGCCCACCCCUCACCAAGUUCCCCAGACCUCCUGCUCACACACAGACACGGACAGGACAGCCAGCCGAAUAUCAACACACACCCCACUGAUUGCGUGACCAUUAUGCUUUUCAAGUUGUUUGCCCUAUCAGAUGUUUGAAUCUCAGUGUCCAAAAACAGAAAGUUGUAGAAUAUUCUAGAGGAACAAUGGCUCCAACUGCUCUGUUCAACAGGCCUCAGGCCUGAGGGGAGGGUCAAGGAUGGCACAGAGUCUCGUUGCACAUUUUAUUUAUUAUAAUUGUCAGCGGUGUUGUAGCAUUGGCAGAGUGGUGGAGUUUGAAACAGGAACUCUGAGAGCAGCACCAGUGGCUGUUAGCACCUCCGAAACAAUGACAUUAAUAGAAAAUGGUUCAUUAUUGGAUAAUUUCCUGCAUGAAAAAAAUAGCAUGAUCUGUGUUUUUUAGUUACUGCAAUUCUUGACAUGUCAGACUGAUCAGACAAAAAACAAUUCUCAUACCUGAGUCAGGAAUGAGAGUCUUGACCCAACCUCCAGCUCCUUAAUGCUACUGAGGAAGGAGGAGGGGCCAGAGUUCUUUUGACCAAUCAAGUUGCAGGGUGGAGUUCAGUCUGUUAAUUUGUCUUAAAGGGCCCCUUCCAGCAUGGUUUCAUGGCAGGGCAGCAGGUGGGCAUGGAUAGUAUGGUGUAGGGACAGGUAGGAGUAAGCACAGUGACCCUCAAGGCAUCCCAGUAUAGGCUCAUCCUUUUUCUGCUGGUUGUGGUUGAUUUUAGUUGAGGAUUUCCCUUCAGCUGAGCUGUCUUUUGACCCAAGAGUUUGUGCCUUCUUUGCUUUCCUCUCCCUUUUUGCUUGUUCACAGUUGAAGCCAGUGAGGCUUAAGCAGGAAACACACUCCUUAGCUCAGCCAACAGGCUCCUUUUUCAUCGGUUGUUCGGUUGAAAGUUUGCGAAAUUGAUGUACGAGCUGCUCGGUGCAUCUCCAGGACACACCUGUCCACAUGCUGUAGACAACCGAGGAGCCUGUAGGUUCAUGGUUACUCUAAAAGCAUUUCUAGGCUCAGAACUGACUCAGUGCACAAAAGUAGUUUGUCCAAUCAAAAGAUAAUUGUCAACACACACAUUGACUAAAACCCCGCUUGUCCCAAGCAGGGUCGCGGCGGAGCCAGAGCCUAGUCUGGCAACACAGGGCGCAGGGCUGGAGGGGGAGGGGACACACCCAGGCCGGGACGCCAGUCUGUCGCAAGGCACCCCAAGCGGGACUGAAACCCCAGACCCAGCAGGCCAAACCCACUGUACCAUCACGCCCUCUAAUUGUCAACAUACAUUUGCAAUAUUAUCACGUGGACAUUCUGACAUUCUGACGCAGCACCUCUGUGAGGGGAUCAGGGGACCAGCCUUAAGAAACAAAGCGGUGACAAAAGCAAUUUCUUCAUGAAAGGUUUUUCAAACUUUUAAUUGCCGGCUGAUGCCUUGAGCCCAGACACAUGCACAGACACUAAGACACAUACACACACUUCUCUCUGAUUAAAUAGUUUGGUUUUGUUCACUGAAUCUGCUAUGUGCUCAGCUCCUGCCAGACCUUUUCCCACAAUCCCGCUGGAAAACUGGUGAUGGCAGGUGUCUGUAGUGUGGGAUACCCCGUAGCCUCGAUGGAGGGAAGUGGCUGACCUGCAACCUCACUGGACCUCA
Messenger RNA from Scleropages formosus (Asian bonytongue), 2406 nucleotides. It is a transcript of the gene mturn, whose product is annotated as maturin, neural progenitor differentiation regulator homolog (Xenopus). Lineage: Eukaryota; Metazoa; Chordata; Actinopteri; Osteoglossiformes; Osteoglossidae. Gene Ontology annotation, cellular component: cytoplasm. Bases 275 to 679 code for a protein of 134 amino acids. Gene Ontology annotation, biological process: positive regulation of megakaryocyte differentiation; regulation of signaling. The record is from RefSeq and is a predicted model, not a curated record. The transcript is spliced from 3 exons.